AUGGGGAGCCGGGGUCCCAGUGGCCCACCCCUGGUGCAGGCUCCUUACACAGUUCUGCUGCUGCCACUGGGGACAAGCCGCCAAGACUCAGGGGCCCAGAGCUUCUUCCUUUGGCUGCAGAGAAUGCAGGCUCUGGAGAGAGAACAGGAUGCCCUGUGGCAGGGGCUGGAGCUGCUGGACCAUGGCCAGGCCUGGUUUGAAGACCAUCUGAGGGAGGCACAGCGACAGCAGCUACAUCUGGGGGCCCUUGGUGAGAAUUUUCUGACAGAUUUACACCCAGAGCCUGGUGGCCCCCAGUUAACCCAGAUUCAAAAGGUGAACAUCUGUCUGCAGAAUCUGAUUCAGAAGAAGUUCUCCCCACAUCCAUUAAACAAAACUCAUUCUCGUGCCAUUCAGGUCCAGAAGGAAAAGCCAUGGAAACAGAACCUGUGCCAAAAGGAGUUGUCAAGGCAGCAGAAGGAAGUCAACCAGCCUAAGGAGGAGGUGGUUCAGCCAGGCUUCCCCCAGGGCUGGAGGCCCCACCCGAGUGUGAACCCUCCUCUCACGCCCCUCAGUCUGGUGUAGGAGGAGGCUGAGUCAGGUCCUUCCA
Messenger RNA from Castor canadensis (American beaver), 589 nucleotides. Lineage: Eukaryota; Metazoa; Chordata; Mammalia; Rodentia; Castoridae. The record is from RefSeq and is a predicted model, not a curated record.